AUUACUGUUAUUAAGAAGAAAAGAAUUUAUCUUUAAUAUGACGCCGCAAGAUUCCUGUAUCGGCAUUUAGGCAGAUGAUUUACUUCGUUUUCUGAAAUAACACUUAUUGAAACGCAAUUCUUAGAUUAGAUUGUUACACGAUAGCACGCUCUUAUCUCAAGUUACAUGAUAAACUAUUUGUAACCGUUUUCGGGACCAGUUUGUAGUUGAGAUUGUGUAAUACUUCAAACAAUUAUGCAUUUUUAUUUUUAAAUUUGUGCAUUUUCAUUUUCGAUCUAUCGUAAGCAUUAUAAAAAUUUCGUUAAUUAAUUGUACCUACAUAUGUACAUAUUAUUUAGUUUUUCACUGUUAAAAAGAACUAUUCUACUUAUUGUAACUUUGAAGCAUAUAAAUGUCAAACAAGACCCACAACAUUGGCCACAGUUUGUAUGAGACUUGAAGAAAAAAAAUAUACGUUUUGAAACGUAAAAAUUAAACAUUGAAUUAUUUUCUUUUCCUCUUGGCCUUACGGUCGUAUACGUGCAUCGAGCAAGUAGUCACGCGAUAUCGUUGGUAACCAUGAGUAGCAUUGAAUAUUGUCGUCAUAGUAACUGGCAUGAAUUCUACAAACAUAGCCACAUUGAUGUGUCAAAGCUCGAAUGAAAAAACUGUUCAAGUAGAGCUUCCUUCCUGAUGUGUAAAGAUGUGAAUUCGUUACGGUCCUUGAACGCCGUUUCCGUCUGAAAAUUUUCGUACAUCCUCAAUCCUUCGGAUCGACAUAUCAGUUUGUGAAGUUUUAUCGUGUCCACCUUUAAUCGCAAUGUCGUCAAAAAAUACCAGCGAGAAGGUUUUGGAGAUCGAUGCACACGUCAGCAAACAUUAUGACAUCGUUCGACGUCUCGGCAAGGGGGCUUACGGCAUCGUAUGGAAGGCGAUAGACAAGAAAAACAAGGAAACGGUAGCGGUGAAGAAGAUCUUCGACGCCUUCAGAAACCAGACGGAUGCGCAGCGCACAUUCCGUGAGAUAAUGUUCCUACUAUCGUUCGCCAAUCACGACAACAUCAUACGACUGAUCGGUCUUCACAAGGCGAACAACGAUCGGGACAUUUAUCUCGUGUUCGAGUACAUGGAAACCGAUCUCCACAACGUGAUUAAGAAGGGCAAGAUCCUGAAGGACCUCCACAAGGUGUUCAUCAUGUAUCAGCUGUUUAAGGCGAUCAAAUACAUUCAUUCGGGGAACGUGAUACACAGAGACUUGAAGCCAUCAAACGUUCUACUAAAUGCUCACUGUCACUGCAAAAUCGCUGAUUUUGGAUUGGCACGAUCGGUCACUCAAAUAGGGGAAGGAGAUGGUGAAACCGCCAGUGAUCCAACACUUACAGAUUACGUGGCAACUCGCUGGUACCGGGCACCGGAGAUACUCGUUGCUUCAAAAAGGUACACGAAGGGUAUCGAUAUGUGGUCGUUGGGAUGUAUUCUUGGCGAAAUGCUUCUUGGAAAACCAUUGUUUCCUGGUUCAUCGACGAUAAAUCAGGUGGAGAGAAUAAUGGCCACUCUCCCGCCACCUACCAGGGAAGAUCUGGUUUCGGUCAGCGCCGGAUACGGUACUAAUUUGUUAGAGAAGACACCAAACGCACCAAGACGUUCAUUGAAGGAUUUACUACCAGAGGUGCCGGAAAAGGCAUUGGAUCUCAUUAGCAAUCUGAUAGUCUUCAAUCCAAAUCACAGACUGACAGCCGUGGAGGCUUUGGAGCACCCUUAUGUGGCCGAUUUUCAUAGAAGAAGCAACGAACCAGAAAGAGGCUCGAACGUGGUACCGCUACUUAGGGACGAUGUACAGCUCUCUGUCGACGAAUACAGGAAUAAGCUUUAUUCGAUGAUGGAUGAAAAACAUCGCAAACAUAAGAAUAUGUCUAAGUCCAGAAUCAGACGAUUAUCGGAGCACAUCAGGAAGGAAACAGUUAGUAGUAGUAGUAACCCAGUCAUUGGUCAAGGUGACGCGACUGUUCGUAAAAAUCUUACACACUCGUAUCAAGAUUUACGUAAGGAGAGAGGUAGGAGCGACACGUACGAGCCUUCCUAUUUAGAAGCGCGUACGCAACUACCAAGUAGAAAGGCAACACGGCAUUCGCAAAUUGAUAGUGGUGAAAGAAUUACGAAAACGAGAUCGAUAUGUGUGUCUGUCGAGUCGCAGACGCAAAACACAAAGAAUGUUCGACCAACUGCUAAAAGCGUAGCAACCCAAUACACACACAAUUUUGUAAAUGGUAGUUUGAAUAACUUGACUCCAAGCACGACCAAAAGUUGCUUAUAUCUCAAUCAACAACACCGACAAUUAUCCAAAUCUCAGCGUUCUAUACAAUCGGACCAACCAAUGGUGUGUGCACCUGGAAGAAGACCAAAUCAAAUAGUAACUGGUAACCGUGACAAACUGCGAAGAAAUUGCAAACAGAUUCGUACGACGAGCCGACCCACGUCAGAUGUGAAUUGGCGGGAAGAAGAUCGGCAGAAGACUACGUUCGAUCACGACAAUCUUAAGACCCUUCAGACGAAAUACUUCGCGAGAACGCCCGAUAACGCGACUUCUUAUUACCUUAGAUCCAGCAGCAGUAAUAACAAGAAUGCCAGUAGCUCCGAAUCUUUGUACAAUUCGUGUUAUCCCACCGUGAAGAAUCUAGCUAUCCGAAACUAUCUGAAUCAAACGGUACCAUUACGAGUGGAAGAGCAAUCCCCGUCGCGCCCCUGUCGAACAAAAACCAAUACGGAUUAUCGGAUCCUUCGAAGUAACGCUAACAAUAUCGAGAAACUGCAUCAGUCUACUAAUUAUCUUACGAGUGGUAACAAUCGAUCGAGGAACGCGGCUCCGAAUGGAUGCCACGUCGUAGGGACACAGUUGAAACAUGUCGCCGAUGGAAGUACGAAUAAUGAAAAGAAGAAGAACUCGCCUUUUUUAGAUAAUUAUAGCCAAAGUCACGGUAUAAUAACCGCAUCUAUGUACAAAGAUCUACGAAAUGGGACUAUAAGAUGGUAAAAUAUUGCCGGUAGCAGCUUCCGAAAAAAAGAACACUCGUAAUUCGCCAAUAUUUAUAGCAGAUAUUUUUGUAUAAUCCCCCCCCCCCCUCGUAAAUAGUUUUUUUGAAUAUUUUUUUCGAUCUAGCUAAAUCGAAGUAAAAUUUAUCCAUACUUGGAAUCAUAUCAAAGACUUGUGAAUUUUUUCACGAAAUAACGAAUAAAAUAAAUAUCAAAGAAAAGAGUUAAACGCAAGAAAUUGAAAAUGAAAGUUGGUACUGAAGCGUUCUUCUUUUCAGAAGCUACAAUCCCUGUAUAGGCAAAUUAACGUUCCUACGUAAAUUUUUACGAGAAGCUAAUGAAAACAUAAAAGUAAAACAACCUAUCUCACAAUCGAUAAUUUGAGUUCCUACGAGAACAAACUGCCGGAGCCUCGAUACAAACGAAGCCAUCAUAAAUGCAAUCAUAAAUAGCAAAGAAAUAAUCAUCUUGAGGCAAACGAUACUUUAAGUUCUUAGGUAAGAAGAAUCUUGCGAUAUAUGAUCAUUUUAUAGUUCUAAGAUAAAAAAAUCGGAUGAACGUAUCCAAUUUAUUCAAUUCGAAAUAUUAAUUCAACGUAAAAUUGCAUUUAAUAAUAAAAGGAGUGAGUACAGUCACCCUCUAGAGAUUUUAUGAUUCUCGAGUUGGAAUUUAAAGAAUAAUCAAGAAUUUAUUAUUGAACAAAUAUAUAAGUACGUAAUACAUAAAGCCAAUUGUUGGGGCCAAAAUGGUGUAGUGAUAUCAUUUUUCAUGAUAUCAGCACUUGCCCCCUGCGAAAGGUGAGCAUACUAUCCUUUCUUCUUCGCGUCCAACGUUUAUUCCUCGACAAUGUAGCGUGUAAAUUCCUUUGUAAUAUACUUUUUUGUGAUACUUUUAUGCGGCUAUGUGAUAAUGUCCAAUUCGUAUGUAUUACCUGUCGUGGAAUAAAUUUUUAUUAAAGCAAUGUGACUCGUUCGCUUUUCUACCGGUAUUCUGAUCAAAAGCAUCGCGAAAAGAUUGCCUCGUGUCUCAAUCAGAGCGUUCUUUUGCGUCGAAGUACGAGACGACUUCGUAUUUUCAUUUUUCAUCUCGCGAAGCAAUUCUAGUUCUCGUUGCCGGUGUCACGUUGUUUCCUCUUUCGAACGACGAAGGUAUUACUAAUAGAAAUGUUAUUCCCCCUUCUUUAUCCCAGAUUUACCAGGACACGAAUCGAAUCUGUUCAUGACAAAUGUAUGACAAAAAUUGACUAUGUCUGUCUUUCGUUACUUGUAUCGUCGUUUGUCGCGCUAGGCCUUAGGGGAAAAUAAAUAUUUGUACAAGAAA
Molecule: messenger RNA, 4329 nt
Organism: Bombus huntii
Lineage: Eukaryota; Metazoa; Arthropoda; Insecta; Hymenoptera; Apidae
Gene: Erk7
Product: extracellular signal-regulated kinase 2
Exons: 11
Coding region: 800-3010 (736 amino acids)
Biological process (GO): protein phosphorylation; intracellular signal transduction
Cellular component (GO): cytoplasm; nucleus
Molecular function (GO): ATP binding; MAP kinase activity
Source: RefSeq, a predicted model, not a curated record